GAUGAAAAGCUUGAUUGGUUUCUUAAUGGACUUCAAGAAUCAUUCCGUGCGAGGAUAGAAUUUCAAUGCCCUAAAGAAUAUAACAAGGCAAAGGAAUGGGCUGCGCAAAUCGAACAUUAUAAUAGAAAGAAAAAGAAUUAUAAGUCAAAAGAUACGUGUGUUAUAUAUAAUGUGGAUUUUUCUGUCCAAAAUGAGAUCGAUGAAAUGACCGCUGCUUUUGAGAAUAUGAAGAUUAAUCGUUUGGGUUGUGAAUCAACAAGGCGUGAGGAAGUUGAGAUGAUUGUAAAAGAAGUCUUGAAGGCUACUGAAAGAAAUCAGGGAAAAAGAUCGAAUCAAAGGGGAAAUUUAAAAACGAUUAAGUGUUUCAAUUGUCAGCAAGACGGACAUACGGCAAGAAAUUGUCCAAAUCGGGUGCUAGUUGAGAAUAAAAGGGAAAGUGAAGGCGAAUCUGUUAAAAUUGCUGGUGCUGAUGUGCGUCUCGUUGAAUUAUCAGAAGGAAAUAGAUCCUGUGAUCUACGAUAUCUUCAAAUUAAUAUGUUCGAUAUUGAUAG
Molecule: messenger RNA, 551 nt
Organism: Racocetra persica
Lineage: Eukaryota; Fungi; Glomeromycota; Glomeromycetes; Diversisporales; Gigasporaceae
Source: the annotation of a GenBank genome assembly